Molecule: messenger RNA, 5057 nt
Organism: Acromyrmex echinatior (Panamanian leafcutter ant)
Lineage: Eukaryota; Metazoa; Arthropoda; Insecta; Hymenoptera; Formicidae
Product: low-density lipoprotein receptor
Biological process (GO): receptor-mediated endocytosis
Cellular component (GO): signaling receptor complex; apical plasma membrane; plasma membrane
Molecular function (GO): hormone binding; protein binding; calcium ion binding
Source: RefSeq, a predicted model, not a curated record
UAGAAAUUCCAUUCGACUGACAAACAGAAAGAAAAAAAAAGCGAAAGAAUUCCAUUUGGAAAUAAUGUUUGAUUCGCACACAGGUACAGGUGCGUGCAUAGGUGUGCAUGGUGCGUACACGUUUCCGGUGUCGCGCGUGAACGUAAAAAUUUCACAUCGCUACUCGUCCGUCAUUUGCGGAAGAAGGAGGUGAUGUCUGCCUUUCCGGGUUAAGCUGGGCCGCAUAUCGCAGCGUAUCAUACGAUCAUCAGCCGCGGAGCGCCGAUUCGCACGCGUGCGACGCGACUUUCGAGUAUGUGUUUUAACAUCACGGCGCCGACUCGACUCGAGCGGGGCGAGCGAUAAAGGAGAUCUCGUGUACGUAUAAUAGAACGAGAGGAACGAAACUGCGCGCGCAGGUGGCGCGAUAUCGGUGCGUCAGAGUCGCUGGUCGGUCGGCGGAGUCUCGCCCGGGAGAACACGCGAGGAAAACAGAGAUAGAGAGCGGUGUUACUCACUGGGUGAUCGAGCGUGGCAGAGAGAAGCGAUAGAGAGCGAAAGAAAUCGGCGGAGUCGCAGUGGCGGAUUAAAAGACACGCAGGAGUUUCAACUAAUUUCGAGAUUCCUUAUCACUGAUGUGUAAGUUGGAGCAUUCGCAUUGGAGAUCCGCCCCGAGCGCCGAAAUUGGAGGGCGCUGACGCCUCGGCGCGACAAUCCGCCACUGUCGGAUCGACGCAGCACAGCAGCACUCAGCAGGGUCAGGAAAAGGCGAGGGAAAAGGACGGAGAAUACCUCGCGAUACGCGCACGGAUGACGGAGGUGGCCGCAUACGGGGCGGGCCGGUCGGUCUCAUCACUUUGUAGAGUGUAUUUUUUCUAUAGCCGCAAGUAACCGCGAGGAGGAGAGUGAAAGACAGGCGGGAGCAACGAGGGCGGCGAGUGUUGCGCCGUUAAUGAGAGAGAGAAAGAGAGACGUCGGAUUGACGUGUUUUGAGAAGACCCCGAUGCCGAACGGUGGCUGGACCGCGUGGUCUUGCGAGGAGGCUCCGUCAGUGAUCGCCGCAGUUCCGUCCGAUUGCAGAGGGUAUUGUUAUUGUUAUUGUUGUUGAUCGAUAUUCGUAAGAGGGAAGAGAAGAAGAAAAGAAGAGCGAGAGAGAAGGCCAGCUGGGGUGAAACGAGAGAGGCGGGGAGAAGAAACUGUCGCGGCAGGAAGCACCGCGGAGAGGUUGGCAACGGUGGUGGUGCCCGCUGCCGUUGGGUGGUGGUGGUUCGCCGUGACACAGUGUGGUGGAACGGAGGCGACGAAGGACACGACCGUGAGAAGAAAGAGGGUUGUUAUGGGGCGAGAAUCCCGUGGCGUGUUGCUGCUCGUCGCGCUGGCCGUGCUGGCAGCCGCGGACGCCUUCUCGACCGACAGUAAAGUAGCUUGUCCUUUGAGGCAGUUCCGAUGUGCCAAUGGCAGAUGCAUACCAAUCUCGUGGGUCUGUGACAAAUCGGACGAUUGUACUGACAAUUCCGACGAAAGCCCAGAGGAAUGCAAAAACACCCUGGAAUGCAAGGACACGGAUUUCAAGUGCAGUAACGGCAGAUGCAUACCUAAUAUAUGGCAUUGUGACGGCGACCGAGAUUGCCCAGACGGGACUGACGAGGACUCUGCUGUCUGCAGAUUGAUACCAUGCAACGAAAGGGAGUUUGAAUGCAGUCCAGGCGAGUGCAUUCCGAAGACGUGGCUGUGCGAUCAUCAGACAGAUUGUUCCAACGGUCUGGACGAGAAGGAUUGUUACAGGACCAAGACCUGUACACCGGAACAAUUCACGUGCCAUUCGGGAAAUGGCGAGUGCGUGGCAUUAACAUGGAUGUGCGACGACAACCCUGACUGUUCGGACGGUUCAGACGAGGCUGAGUGCAACGACACUUGCCGGUCCGAUGAGUUUACCUGCGCAAAUAAACACUGUAUCCAGCAACUGUGGGUUUGUGACAACGACAAUGAUUGCGGGGAUAACAGCGAUGAAAAAGGUUGUGGACCGAUAACAUGUCAUCCUGGCACUGAUUUUGCGUGUUCAGAGAAUUAUUGCAUAACGUCGCGAUGGAGAUGCGACGGCGACUACGAUUGUCCGGAUCGAUCCGAUGAGAUGGGAUGCAAGGAUAUUCAGAACGGGAAGAAGAUAAGCCACUGUGAGAACAAGGAGUUCGAUUGCGACGAUGGUGUUACUUGCAUCCAUCAGACUUGGGUAUGUGACGGCGAAAAAGACUGUUCCAAUGGUGCGGAUGAAUCCCCACAGAGAUGCCACAAUGUAACUUGCAGACCCGAUCAAUUUCAAUGCGAAGAUCGACGUUCGUGCAUCUCAGGUCAUCUAUAUUGCAACGGUAAAGCCGAAUGCUCCGAUGGAAGCGACGAGAAGAAUUGUACAAGCAAAAUCGUAAGCUGCGAUCCGCGAAUUCAGUUCGAGUGCAGCGAGGGCUCGUGUAUUCCUCUGGAAAACGUCUGCAACAAAAAUCCAGAUUGCAUCGGCUGGGAGGAUGAGAGUGCCGAACUCUGCGGCGUGAAUGAGUGUGCAAAAAAUAACGGUGGAUGUUCGCAGAUCUGUGUCGAUUUGCCUAUUGGUUACCGAUGUGACUGUCGCACAGGUUAUAGACUAAUCGACAACCGCACGUGCGAUGAUAUUGAUGAAUGCUUGGAACCGGGUAGUUGUUCUCAGUUUUGUCAUAAUGAAAAAGGCGGUUUCAAAUGCAGCUGCGCUACCGGUUAUCUUAAAGAUCCGCGAAAUUUAACACGCUGUAAAGCCGCGGAGGGUCACGCAAGUUUGUUAUUUGCUCGUCGACAUGAUAUUCGAAAAGUAGCUCUGGACCGUCAAGAGAUGACUGCGAUCGUUAACAAUACUAAAAUGGCAACAGCUUUGGACUUUGUCUUUCGCACUGGAAUGAUUUUUUGGAGCGACAUCAGUGAAAAGAAAAUUUACAAAGCUCCAAUAGAUGAAGGAAAUGAACGUACAGUCGUUAUCGAAAACGAUUUUACCACAUCAGAUGGAUUGGCAGUUGACUGGAUUUACAGUCACAUUUAUUGGACAGACUCUGGAAAAGAUACUAUCGAAUUGGCCAAUUUCGAAGGAAAUAUGAGAAAAACUCUUAUACGAGAUCGCAUUCAGGAACCUAGAGCAAUAGCACUGAAUCCAUUAGAAGGUUGGAUGUUUUGGACAGACUGGAGCGACGAGGCUCGUAUUGAACGAGCUGGCAUGGAUGGUACUCAUCGAUCGGUGAUUGUCGGCAAUGAUGUCAAGUGGCCUAAUGGGUUAGCUUUAGAUUUGAUUGGCAAGAGAGUAUAUUGGGUAGACGCAAAAUUGAACAUUAUAGGUUCCUGUAAUUACGACGGUACCGGCAGACGAACAGUACUAUAUUCUCCCGAAAGUCUUAGGCAUCCCUUCAGUAUAACAACCUUCGAGGAUUAUGUAUACUGGACCGAUUGGGAUAAAGAAACGAUUUUUAAAGCUAACAAAUUCACCGGCAAGGAAGUAGAAGCUGUUACGUCAAUCAGAACGCUUCAACAUCCGAUGGUAGUCCAUGUAUAUCAUCCUUACAGACAGCCUGAUGGAAUGAAUCAAUGUCAAGCUGUCAAUGGACAUUGCAGUCAUCUGUGUUUGCCCGCACCUAAAAUCAACUCUAGAUCACCACUAUUAUCGUGCGCCUGUCCGGACGGUUUACGGUUAUUACCUGAUGGAUUGAUGUGCGUGGAAAAUGUUACUACGACCAUAGCGCCGUCCACGCAAGCACCCAUGAUGCCGUUCCAGAGGCUCAAACCUCUGAAUGUUACAACUACCAAUCCAUUAUCAUCAGGAGACGCAGAAGGAAAAGGAAAUUCAGUAGCUGAAUCAACAGAUCCUGGUUUAGUCGCCGGCAUCGUGAUAGGUGUAGUGUCUUUAGGACUGUUAUUACUCGCACUUGUUGCAGUGCUGUGCUACAGGCAUUAUCUUCAUCGUAAUGUUACUAGUAUGAACUUCGAUAAUCCCGUCUAUAGGAAAACUACAGAAGAUCAGUUUAGUCUUGAGAAAAACAGAUUCCCACUCCCUGCAGCUACAGUUGGAGAAGAGGCUCAAGAACCAUUAACAAGUCCUGGAACAAAUGAUUACGUUUAAGACUCAGUCUGUCAAUAUAAAAGAUUCAACAGGCUACAGAAGUACUAUAUCGACCAAGUGAUAAAAUCAUGUAAAGAAAGACAAGGUAUUUGCGUUGAAAGAGCCUGUCCAAACGCAUUAUGCCUGCGCUCGCUCGCAAGCCUGCCAACCAACUGUGAUUAUGUUAAUUUUUUUUGUAUCUCUAUUUCUUUACAAACUUUAGCACUUUGUCACUCAAAUAUAUGUAUAUUAUGCGUGCAACAUUUAGAUUUGCUCUAGGACGUAAAGGGAGAAAUAUCUAGAAAAACUGUUGCCAAAUAAGCGAUUUAUCUUCAUGUAGCCAAAUAGUUUAAUAACAACUUAACCCUUAAAUCGCCUUUUCGGUAUGGCAUACCCAGCAUUUCUUUAUCCAAUGUUUUUUUUUAAUGCUUCUUCCAUUGCUUAUAACUUUUUUAUUAAUAAAGAUAUAUUUGCUUGAUAUUAUUAUGUUGAUUGAAAAAAAUUGUUUAUUUUUAUGAAAGUUAUAAGCAAUCGAAUUGGGCAUGCCAUAUCCAAGUGCAUUGUUCCCGUAAUGUGACGUUUAAGAGUUGAGAUUCCUAUUUAACAUUUUCCCUAUUUAGUUAAAUAACAUAUAAUUUGUAAUAAAAAACUUUUUAGAUCAAUUUAGCAUGGCCUGGCGCACGUAGCGUAUGAUUUUACAUGCGCUAUGUAUAUGUAAGAAAAUCAAUUUGUUUAAUUAUUUAUUUAGAAAUAUGCACAAUGGACGUUUUUUAAAUAGAAUUUUUAGGUACUCAAGAUAUUACUUUUUUGAGUAAUAUCUCAUAGAAGUCAUAUGUAAAUAAUGCGAAAAAUCUGAAUCAUAUAUUAUUAAAAUUAUUUAAAAAUUACAUGAUGUUAAAAUGCAAUAUGAAAGUUGUAAUGAUUAAAUAUAUGCUGUGAAACAAACUAUCACUCAACUACAGUGGAAUAA